Messenger RNA from Electrophorus electricus (electric eel), 594 nucleotides. RefSeq names its product sperm axonemal maintenance protein CFAP97D1. The record is from RefSeq and is a predicted model, not a curated record. Lineage: Eukaryota; Metazoa; Chordata; Actinopteri; Gymnotiformes; Gymnotidae.
AUGCAUAAGGCCUACCAGCCCCUCAAACCUGCCACUAACAAGCUCCUGCAGAAGAAAUGGGACCAGACAUGCUAUGAGGAGCAUCGCAAGAAGGUGAAGGAAGUCAAGCCCGUAGUGGACAUAAAAGGCAUCCCAACUCCCACCCAUGUCCAACUAAAGCUAAAGAAAACACAGGUUCAAGAGGAGAGACAGGCCAUUAUCGAGAGGGAUAACCAGCUACUGGCAUCCAGACUAGCCCGCAUAGGGCACUCUAAAGGUCUCAUAGAUCACAGAAAUGACUAUCCAGAGCGCAGUUUAAAUUCUGAAAGGAGGCGAGAACAGCUACUGCAGGUGACUCGUCAGAACCAGGCAAUCUAUCAGCGAAUCACAGCGCGGGAAUCUGAAUAUAGGCGGGAGCUUUGGGUGGAGGACUGGGAGAGAGUGGAGCGAAGACGAGAUGAUAUUGCAUGUUAUCCAAGGGGAGUGGCCAAUAAACAGAGACUAAAGAAGAGUGUGAAGUUUUCAGGAGGAGCCCCAGGGCAACGUCGGUCUUCGUCCAUCAGGACAGAUAAUAGCCAUGUUGAAAGCACAGAGGAAGACACCCAACAUCAAUAA